GGUUUAAGAUGCACGCAUGGGGAACAGGGACGGACCCAGAGACAAUCGAUAAAUCAGGGCUCAGGGCUCAGGGCUCGGGAGACGGCUGAGAAGAGACUCGAGUGAGCACGAGGGCGGUGAAGAAGAAGUGGCUGGCGUGGUGGAAGAGCGGCAGGAGGAGGAAAUGUGACUUAUCCAAGUUAUCCGUUCGCUGCUCCUCGUUUGGAGGCCAAAAAGGGUUUGGAACACCUUGAGGGAGGACGAAUGGGGUUGGCUUAUAUUAAUCCACUGGAACUCUUUGUUUUCGAGUACAGAGUGAAGAUAUAGAAACUUUCUGCUUGUGAUUUAAUUUCGGUAAUGGAUGAAGGUGGGCAAAGAGAGAAUGGAAGGUACAAGUCUGACCACUAUAAACCUUCUCAUGCUCAGUGGAUGGUGCCUCAACAUCACCAGAAGGAGAAUCAAACCAUAAAACUUAUCAUGGCUGAACGAGACAAAGCUCUACGGGAACGCGAUCUUGCCAUUUCUGAGAAGAAAACUGCUUUGGCUGAGCGAGACAUGGCAUACCUCCAGCGUGAUGCCGCAAUUGCUGAGCGGGACAGUGCCAUUGCAGAACGUGACAACACAAUUGCUGCCCUUGAAUAUGCAAGAAGCAACGGUAUGGGCGGUAAUUGCGGACUUGGCUGUGGUAAUAAACAUAUGUACCCGCAGCAACGCCACCAUGUUCAACAUGUCCAACCCCUUUCGCAGCACAUGCCGGAUCCUCCCUACAACCUUAAGGAUGAGGCUCCGAGAGAGGUAUUGCCCAUGUCGACCGCUUUGAACACAGAUGUCAAAGCCUGGAAUGUCAACAAGCCGAGGCAAGGAAUUAAAGUUGGACCUUCCCCAUUGAAGAAGUUGAAGACACCCAGGAAGAGCAAAACCAGUGGAGCUAAUAGGCAGGUCACUAUCGCAAAGACAUCUGAUGAUUGGAAGGUGGAUAUUGGAGGGGGUAAUAUGGCUAAGCAGGUUUUAUUGCAUAAGCAUGACGAAUGGGAGAGUCGAGACCUUGGUCUGAAUCAGGUCACAUUUGACGAAUCAAUGAUGCCAGCACCUGUCUGUUCAUGCACUGGAAAAUACCGACAAUGUUACAAAUGGGGUAAUGGUGGAUGGCAGUCUUCCUGUUGCACGACUACUCUUUCCAUGUACCCACUUCCGGUGAUGCCGAACAAACGCCAUGCCCGUGUCGGAGGGCGAAAGAUGAGCGGUAAUGUGUUCAGGAGGCUUCUCAGCAGGCUUGCAGCAGAAGGCCAUGAUCUAUCUCUGCCAGUGGACCUCCGGGAACACUGGGCUAAGCACGGGACUAAUCGAUACAUCACCAUCAGGUGAAACAAAUCCAUGCAAAAUUGUCAUUGAUGAGUAGGAAAGGAGUCUAUAGUGUAUGUCUGUCUCUAUUCCCUCGAUAGGGAAACUAGAACUUAAGGAUUUUGCGUCUAGUCCUAUAACUAUGUAGUCUUUUUGGAUGACCAAGAGCUUAGUUGUAUGUUUAAACUCUGGGUAGUAGUGAUUCUAUAUCUUGAACAUGAAGGAAUUCAUCUUGUUUAUAUAAUGUUUACGAUGCAUGUUUCAAA
Messenger RNA from Zingiber officinale, 1586 nucleotides. RefSeq names its product barley B recombinant-like protein D. Gene Ontology annotation, molecular function: DNA-binding transcription factor activity; sequence-specific DNA binding. Gene Ontology annotation, biological process: response to ethylene. The transcript is spliced from 4 exons. NCBI's taxonomy places the organism in Eukaryota, Viridiplantae, Streptophyta, Magnoliopsida, Zingiberales, Zingiberaceae. The record is from RefSeq and is a predicted model, not a curated record. Gene Ontology annotation, cellular component: nucleus. The coding region runs from base 337 to 1344 and encodes 335 amino acids.